Molecule: messenger RNA, 180 nt
Organism: Paracoccidioides lutzii Pb01
Exons: 1
Coding region: 1-180 (59 amino acids)
Source: RefSeq, a predicted model, not a curated record
AUGUUGACAAGUGUCCACAGCCUCAAGGACCAAACAGCGCAUCUUACAGAUUAUGAUGUUACAAAUAUUUACGUCCCCACUCACGACUCACCAAACCUUCACAAGAUUCGAUCCGCUCACGACGGGAAGACCCGGUUAGACCUUGGGCAUGCAGAUAUCGCGUCUUGGAUUUCGGCAUAA